AUGAGGGAGGUCUUCACUGUGAAGGCGCAUGUCAUAGCACUACAGCUGAAAGCCGAUUGCUGGAAUGACACCCAGGUGCCGCUAGACGUGGCGCUGCUUGCCGCGACCACGCGUGGAAGCGUGACUUCAUUCCUUUCCGCGCGGCACCCCGUCGUUAGACCUGCCCCCCGCUUCUCAGCCUUUCAGGUGCGUGCUCGAACCCGCUCCAAGCGCACACGUUCAGGUUCCCCAACAACCGAAAUUCACGGCGCUCAGACGACCGCCCCUCACCCUGCCGAUCGCCCCCGCUCCGUAGCCCUGCCGGAGCCGCUCCCGGCGGCGAGGGGGGCCCGGCUGGCUAAGCCGAGCAGCGCUGCCGGGUGCCGCCGGUGGCUGCGAGCAGGAGCGAGGGCGGCCGCUCCCCGGCCCCGCGGGCCGCCCGCCGCCUCGCCCACGCGCGGGCCGCCUCCCCGCCUCCCGCGGUGCGUGGUGGUGGGGGACGGCGCCGUGGGCAAGACGUGCCUGCUGAUGAGCUACGCCAACGACGCCUUCCCCGAGGAGUACGUGCCCACCGUCUUCGACCACUACGCAGUCAGCGUCACCGUGGAGGGCAAGCAGUACCUGCUGGGGCUCUACGACACCGCCGGGCAGGAAGACUAUGAUCGUCUGAGACCUUUAUCUUAUCCUAUGACCGAUGUCUUCCUUAUCUGCUUCUCAGUGGUAAACCCUGCUUCAUUUCAAAACGUGAAGGAAGAAUGGGUACCGGAGUUGAAGGAAUAUGCACCUAAUGUUCCUUUUUUACUAGUAGGAACACAGAUUGAUCUUCGUGAUGACCCCAAAACUCUGGCAAGAUUGAAUGAUAUGAAAGAGAAGCCUUUAUCUGUGGAACAAGGACAGAAAUUAGCAAAAGAGAUAGGAGCCUACUGCUAUGUGGAGUGUUCAGCUUUAACACAGAAAGGACUGAAGACUGUUUUUGAUGAAGCUAUUAUAGCCAUUCUAACUCCAAAGAAACAUACGGUGAAGAAGAGAAUAGGUUCGAGAUGCAUAAACUGCUGUUUGAUCACGUGAGAUACAUUUGACAAUGGCCAGGCUUACUGUGAAAUUCUACUGAACUUAAAUACAACGCGUUAAGUACAGAAAACUUGUUUGAAAGCUAAAAUAAUGAUUCUGCCUUCUACAACCAGUGAAAUCCAGAGGAAUACAAUCAAAAUCAAUGAACUUUGUAAUAAGAAGCCACCACAUCUGUUACAAACAUUUUAUUCAGACUGGAAGGUACAAUCUCUCAGGGUUACAUAGUCUAGAGGAAGCAAAAACUGCACCAUGUUGAAACAGCAUCUGUAUGAUGCUAUUGAGUGGAGGUGCUUGGCCUGUAAUACUCUAAAUGAAUUUGGAUAGUCGUCUGCUUUGACUACACAUAUACAGAUAUAUCUAGAGGGGAAAAAAAAACAAAAAAAACAACAACAAAAAAGAAACUUUUGCACAGUCUGUAUGGAAUCUGCACAAAGAAAUACCUUGUCUCUCUUUGCGCCAGUUAUCUGCUUUUGUAUGUAAGCUGCUUGCGGUUCCAGUGUAUCCACAGAGGUGCAAUAAUCAGACCAGCCAUAUAGCCAAAGGUAGCUCCGAGGGAACAUGAAAUGGGCCAUACCUGAGGGGAGAAUGCAAGGGAAAAGCAGACAAUGAGAAAAAUUGUUUGUGUUUUUUGUACUUUGUGAGCACAAAUUCUCAGUGUAAUCUAGGUACUGAAAGACAGUGGUGUCUUAUUCUACUCUAAAGCUUGAUGUGCUUUCCUAAAAAUGCCACAAGUAUAACAAUCAUACGUGCAUCUUCAUGAACACUAAAUGCCGUGGUACAGUUUUGUUAUUUUUUAUAUUAAUAUGUAUUAAAACGUAACCAGGCUUCUGGCUGUUGCAGAUCUUAGUUUGAUGUUCCCAAAACUACAUGAAAAACUUACUAGCAUUUAUAUCCCCCGAAGUGUUCAGCUAACUUAGCGUCCUGCUGAACACACCUUGAAACCUACAGAUUUUAUUUUUUGCGACAGUUAGACUUGAAGAUCUUUGUAGGUCCCUUCCAACUGAAACUAUUCUAUUCUAAGUCUGCCUUUUUCCAUUUUUCCUUCCAAUCUUUCAUGGUAUUCUGAAACUUUCAGAGGUGUGUCUAAAUAAGCUAAUAAUACAAUAAGGCCAGAAACUGAGAUGAAUAGAGGGUUGUUUUUUUUUUUUUUUAGGCUUGAAAAGUAGGCAGAGGGAUGAAUUCCCCUCUGGCUAGAAGAAGGAAGCAAACUUAAGUCUGGAAACUGACUGAACAUCUUGCACCCAGUUCAGGAAAAAUAUAAUAAGCCAGUAUGUUGAAAACUGCAAGAGAGCUUUCAUUAUAGGCUCUAUUUCCUAACAUAAAAACAGGGAACUGACUCAAUACAGCUGACUCACACAAAGCAUCUAGUAUUGAGGCAAAGAAGUAAUGGAAUCCUUCCCACCACCACUGUCAAAUUGAUUUUCAGGGAGGAUGGGCCAAAACAAAACUGUAACCAUUCUGUACUUAGAUGUAGCAUAUUUUAAUGUCAACUGCGUGUUGCAUUUGAUGAAGGUCCCAACUAAGUUGGUGAUUGAAAAUAUUGUAGAAUAAACUGAAUUCCCACCUCUCUUCAAAAUUCUCCAUUGUAUAUUGCAGGGACAAUUUUGCACAUCCUGCUGUACAGUCCUUAAUCUAGUACAGACUGCACUGUCCUAUUCUUUGUUUUUUAAAUUAAGGGGGAUAUUCCCCUUCUAUAGUACUUGAGACUGAGAAAUGCACUAGACAUUAAAGAAAAUAUCCACAUCUCAGUGUCCAGCCUUUUUUUCUACUUCAUUUUGACAGGCAAUUCAUGAGAAUCAAAUGAACUUGCUCUUAAUGGUACUGGUUUCUCAUUUUCCUAGAUCUGAUUAUUUUCUUUACUCCAUUAUCGCAGGAAGAAAUAGAUUUAUUCAUGUCCUUCAAUCAUGGGAAUUUUAACUAGGAAUAAGAGUAACUUAUUUUUGUCCUCUGCUGUUUCAUCUUCACAUUCCUUAGCAUUUGCAGUUUUAUAUAUUAUUUGGAGGUCUUAAGGAGUGUAGCAAAGAUGACUAUAAACAAGGUGCCUUAGGUACUCUUUAUUGACCUUGUUUCAUUCUUCCAUUUCCAAACAUUCUAUCUCUGCUAUUUGGUUUCAAUGCUAGAAUGUUUUGGCUGUUGCCUCUCAAACCAAAGACUUGCUUGUUUCAAUUCAGCUAACAGUGGCAUUGUAGAUCUUCUAUAAAAAGCCUUGAGAUGCUUUGGCACAGUAAGAUAUUAUGUAUAUUUAAAACUCACAUGACUUUGUGGCCUUGGCUAAACUUAUGCUUCAGGUAGAUCUUUUCAACUUUUAAAAGAAAUGUAAUCAAGUUAUUUCUAACACUUUGCAGGCUAUUUUAAGUGUCUAAAGGACAAAAGCAAAAAAGUCCCUGAGACCCCAGUUACUCAGAAACGUUCAAUGGAAACGGCAGUCAAACUUUCUUAUCCACUGGUGAAGUGAAAUACCGUUCUAACAAAACUAACAACAGAAGCUUCAUAACUCAGUGGUCUUCUUUUGCAUCAAAUUCUCUGUGAGCGAUCAAUGAUCCUUCAUUAAAUUUUACCUACAUUAGGUGAAUCUAUUGUAGCCAAAUUGCUUUUCAGAAGUACGAGUAGAUGUCAGACUGAUUUUUCAUGUUCCCUUAGCCAGUAAGGUCAAUAUCUCUGAUGACCCAUUCGCUCUGUAUUUUUUGGUAUCGUAUGUAUAGUGAGCAAUUGUUGAAAUGAUUAAAAUGAUCUCUGUUGAUGCUGUAGCUUCUUUUUCCUGAUUGGAUCACAACUUGGAGCGCAGUUUCUCAAUAGUUUUCCUGAAUUAUGUAACUUAAUAUUAAUGAUGCCUCUGUUUGCCCUCCAAAACAUUCAGUUUUUGCUUUGAUUUCUUAAAAAAUCAGUGUUACCUCACGGGUUUUCAGGCUGUCUUACUUAACACGUGACCUCUGAAAUCCAUCCCUCACCUGUGGCAGAUAUCAAAGGUAAGGGGUAAAAGGGAGAAACCUUACAACACUCCAUCUCACUGACUGUGAAUGGGAUCGAAAAAGAAACAUCAUCCUUCUAGUGGCAUAGAAAAGAAGGGUACUGUAGAAAAAAAGAAUGUUACCAGGUGCCUUAUUACUGUUAAAGGCCCAUGUGUCUUAUGCUGGAGAAAUGGCCCAAACAGUUGUGAAGGUAUUUUGGCCUUCUGAAAACUCCCUAAGCACAGGAGCUACAAGCCUGGACAUAAGAGAGUAGCUGUCUGGAUGUCACCUCUCAAGGCAGGGCAAAACAAUAAACGAGUAAUGGUACAAGCUCUGCACCUUUUAUUCAUGACCAAUGCCAUAUGGUGUAUUUAAAGAAAUCAGAGAAAUAUUAAUAUGUGGUUCUUAAGCUCAUCAGCUGCACUGAAAUAACAGCCCGUUUGUAUGCUUUACAGUCUGUAGCAAAUGUACUGCAUCGCAUCCACCAAAAAAAGUGAACUGCUUUCUUUUUCAUCAGGUGCUGGCCUUGUUUUUCUGAGGUUCAGUCGCUUUCUGCUGAACCUUUUUAAGUGAAAUUGACUUCUUUGAUCAAUCUACUUUUGCCUUGUCUUGCAUAUUUUCUCUUAAACUUGGUUUGGUGUUCCUGACUCAGUUCCAAGUGAUAAAAAUCUAAGCAGCUGAUAGACACCUACCAAUUGUAAGAGAUUCCCUCCAUCCCACUUGUUAGAAGUACCCAACUCGUAAUAUAUUCCUUUCACUUUCUGAAAACUGCUCAGCUCGGUUUCUCCUACUUUGUGUUCCUUUCUGCUAUGAGGAAGCUGACAUAACCUACUCCAUCACUGACAUCAUGCUUAGGGUGGAGUAGAUGGGUCAGCAGCAGGAAAAUAAGAUAUUAGGCAACAUUACCUAACUGCAGUUUUUUUGAGGGAGAGGAGAGGAAAUUGAUCUGCAGAGAUUAAUAUGGGGAAUGUAGGAGGCAGGACAGAACAUUCUUCAGGGAACUGUUGUGAAAUACCUUGUGUAUCCCAGCAACUGGGAAGCAUCAGCUACCAUCCUCACAGCCCACUACAAAAACAGUCAGUUUAUGUACCAAAUGCAUGUGGAACCAGGCCAGUUCUAACAAUGCGUAUGUGAUUGCUGAGAAUCUGAACAGCGGCUUGGCAACAACAAAUCCCACCUGCAUGCUUAACAAGCACAGAAAUUGAAUUUUAAGGGAUAGAGCAGAAGCCAGUAGUUAACAGAAAGCAAUCCUGACUUCUGCUAUUUCAAUUUUCUUCUAGCCUUGUUUUUUUUUCAUUUGGCAGUGCUGAUAGGACUUAACAGGAAUUUCUUUAGGCUAGCUAAAUAGAUACUGCAGAACUGCAAGGUUUCUAGUAUAUUUAAGAACUUAUUCUAAGAAUGAGAACAGGAGUUGCCAACCUUUCAGGAAAUAAAUGAGCUAGUUUCCUAAGUGCUCUAUAGAACACCUGUGAGCCGACUUGAGAAUACUUAACAUAUUGCAUGGGAAGAGAAGCAUGUUGCAGGAUCACAGCAAGAUGAUCCUUGCUCUGCUAUACUAUGCACAUAGCUAGUUAAAGCAGAUUUCUGGCUGCAUGACAGUUUUCUUCUCUACUGUGAGUCCACAACAUGCAUCCCAUGCAAUAGGAAGCAUCUCAACACUGAUAAUGACAUAAAGGCCAGAUUCUUACAACGCAGAGCAGUAAAACCCUGAUAAAGGUUUUAAGGGUAUCACAAAGUAAGCAGGUGACUGCUGGUACAGACAGAGUGGGGUAAUCUACUGCAUUUAUUAUUUAAAAAAAUAAACAGACUGGUCCCAUCCUGCAGAUAAGUGCUUUUUUCAUAUGCCUACACUAGGAUUUUUUUGUAUUGUUAUUAUUUCCAAAGAUCUGUUUCUGGCUGUCAAUUAGAAAGCUAUGUAAGCUGUAUUUUUAUUUCACUUAAGAACCGAAUAAAUGAGCACAAUGAUUUUCCCUCUGUUUCUAACAUGCCUUAAAUUACAGAUUGUUUAGUCUGCACUGUCUUAAAAUUUUCAAAACAUAUUUUUAACCCAUUUUGGUUGUGUGAAUGUUAAGUAAAAGUGUCUUACCACAUUGUACAGAAUGUGUAUGUUGACAAGCACGUGCUGUGGAGAGGAAAGUGUGAAGACUUUUUCAGGCUGGCAUUUGUAACCAGAAGUUGGUUUUGUGGAUUUGUGUUCUAAAGACCUAGCAAGCAUGGCUGCCUCUGAUUUCACCAUUAAGGUUUACACUAAGAAAACAUACCUUUAAAUAAACAAUGAUAACCCCACUGAAA
This is a messenger RNA of Lagopus leucura (white-tailed ptarmigan), 6290 nucleotides long. It is a transcript of the gene RHOQ, whose product is annotated as ras homolog family member Q. Gene Ontology annotation, biological process: cortical actin cytoskeleton organization; small GTPase-mediated signal transduction. Lineage: Eukaryota; Metazoa; Chordata; Aves; Galliformes; Phasianidae. The record is from RefSeq and is a predicted model, not a curated record. The transcript is spliced from 7 exons. Gene Ontology annotation, molecular function: GTP binding; GTPase activity. The coding region runs from base 1 to 1047 and encodes 348 amino acids.